AGCUUUUACACUUUAACCCAUAGGGCAGAACUUUUGGAAAGUCUAAGUCGUGUGAAAAUAGACGUUCAGCUGACUGGUUCUGGCUCGUAAGUCGUUGUUGACCUGAUAACCUGUUACUAUUUGCUUUCUUUGAGAAAUCCUGCUUCAAAGGACAUCAGACGAAGCAACGGCAUUAUAGCUAUUCGGGGUUCAGACAGUUGAAGUUUCGAAUUCUUGAGCGCCAGUGUGUGUAGUUAGCGCAAUAAUGUCAGCCACGGAGACCCUGAAGUGUAAUAAAGUAAAACUCAUUGAGGUUUUAUGUGGAGACCACAAAUUUAUCCUCAACAAGGUUCAGGAGAAGAAGCUGAUAACUUCGAGGGAAUACAACAACCUCAAGAGCAUCAACAAAGAGCAUGUGGAGGGCCACGUUGUAGAGCUUGUGGAUAAGAUCAUGGAUAAAGGAGAAAAAACCUGCCAAAACUUUCUGGARCUACUGCAAACCGACGACGUCGCUGAAACUUAUCCUGACCUGGAGCAAAUAAAGCUCCAUGAUGUUUUACCCAAGCCGGUUCCAGCUACCUCACCUUGCAGCGCAGACAUGGUGCCUGGGUCUAAAAGGCUGAAGAAGGAUGAGGUUUAUGAACUCAAAAGCCAGCCUGUUGGUCUCUGCCUGAUCAUAAACAAUGAGAAUUUCCACAGCCUCAAACAGAGAAGGGGGACAAACAAAGAUGCUGAGAGUUUAGCACAUGUGUUCAGCUGGCUGGGCUUCAAGGUGCUGAUGUGUAAAGACCAAACCGGAGACCAGAUGGAACAGACACUGAAGUUAUUUGCUUCUCCUCAUGAUGAGGAGAAGCAGCUUCAGCUACAGGAGUUGGAUGUUCAGGAAUGGUGUGGCGGCUGGCUCUCUGCUCCCCAGCAGCCGGUUCGGCACGGCGACGCCUUCGUUUGCUGCAUUUUGAGCCACGGGUCAUUAGGUAACGUUCACGGGGUCGACUCUCAGCCUCUUGCCAUUAAGGAAAUCAAAGGACAUUUUGUGGCCACUAAGCAGCCAGCCCUCACUGGCAAACCCAAAGUGUUCCUGAUCCAGGCCUGCCAACACGAGAAAGAUGUACAACGAGGGGUAUUGCAGAAAGACGUGGAGGAGGAUAGUACAACAUCCAUUCCUGAGGAAGCAGAUUUUCUAGUUGCUGUAUCCACUGUUGAAGACUACGUGUCCUUUAGACACCCAAUAGAUGGAAGCUGGUUUAUCCAGUCGGUGUGUGAGCAGCUGAAGUUGCACUGCCCUAGUGGUGAAGACAUUACUUCCAUCUUGCUUCGAGUAAAUAACAUGGUGGGCCAGAAGGAGGGCUCCUUCUGUGUUGGCCAGAAAAAACAGGCGCCUGAAGUGAAGUUCACUCUGAGGAAGAAACUCAUUCUGUCGCCACGUUGCACUUGAAGUCCGACAGCGAAUGUACAAGAGUGUGAAAAAUGUAUAGUGUGUGUAAUCUCCUUAGAAUACUGUAUUUUCCGAUCUAAUUUUAAGUCUCAACUUUUGUUUUCCUCUACCAAAUUUAAAAGGGUGAAAGUCAAAAGUGUGCCCAGUGAUGGUGGGUGUCUGCUUUUA
Messenger RNA from Poecilia reticulata (guppy), 1582 nucleotides. Lineage: Eukaryota; Metazoa; Chordata; Actinopteri; Cyprinodontiformes; Poeciliidae. The record is from RefSeq and is a predicted model, not a curated record.